CAUGAUCAAAACACUACCUCGGAACAGGAAGUAGCCUGUUGGAGGCUAACACAAGCUAACGACCUUCUGUCCAGAACCUGACUAAGUGCUGCGCUCAUGUCAGCUACUUUCUAACGACAGAGUCAUGCCACAGAAAGAUCCCUGUCAACAGCAAGCGUGUGCAAUCCAGAAGUGUUUACAAGCUAACAAAUACAAUGAGAGUAUGUGUGAGGAUGUGAUCAGGAAAAUGCGACGCUGCUGUCAGGCGCAGACUACAGUGUGAGUCCCACAAGCUACAUGCUGCACAAGACCCAUACUCCUGCCCGCUGCGAUUUCACAAAGCACGGAGUUCAGAAGCAAUAGGAGACGAGCAGGCGAGAAGAACUAAAAACAAGCUUUCCUUCACAACCAGUCAUGACUUGACACCAAAACAAUUGAUCUGACAGGCAGCAUACAGUGACCACAGUGAAGUUGACUCACUAUAAUAAAUACUAUUUACUUCUGAUUUGUUUUGUGUACGUAUCCAGGAAAUUUACACGUGUUUUGGCUCCAAAGUUGCAAAAGACAAGAGGUUUGGAAGCAGAUUUGAACUUGAUGCAACUAUAACUUCUAAUGUGUAUCAAUAACUAUACAUCAGAAGUGAUAGUAUUCAUUCUGUGCACAUUUUUGCUCUUCACAGAUAACAUUGUAGAUAUUAAAAGUGAAAAACAGACAAUAUAUUGGUGAGGUUUUACUGUGUGUCUACAUUACUCCUGUUUGCUGUGGUAUUUCCAAGCUCAUAAUAAAACCACUGCAGUGCACAAGCA
Messenger RNA from Acanthochromis polyacanthus (spiny chromis), 785 nucleotides. RefSeq names its product cx9C motif-containing protein 4-like. The record is from RefSeq and is a predicted model, not a curated record. NCBI's taxonomy places the organism in Eukaryota, Metazoa, Chordata, Actinopteri, Pomacentridae. Gene Ontology annotation, cellular component: mitochondrial intermembrane space. The transcript is spliced from 3 exons. The coding region runs from base 125 to 262 and encodes 45 amino acids.